UUUCAGAUAUACCCUUGUAAACUUCAUAAUUACAUGCAUACCCCUAUGAAGCCCAAAUUCUUACAUGCAUGCAUAGUAAUCUUGAAGGGGUAUAUAUGUACAUAGAUGAGAUAUUCCAGGGGUAUAUUUGGACAAAAAAAAAGUCCCUCAAGUCAUAGGCAUUCGCUAUCAACACAAUGAUAUGGGACUAUUUGGAAUCAAACCAAUUAAAAUCUAAAACAAAAAUGUCCUUUUGCUUUAUACUUGCAUGUAUAAAUAAGUGAUGCUUGAGCUUCUUUAGUUCACCAAACCAGCAACUCUUCUUGUGUUUGCUUUAACACUUCUCACAUUUCACAAAUGGAAAGAAUGAAGAACUUAGCAUCUCAAAAACCAGUAGUUAUAUUCAGUAAGAGUUCAUGUUGCAUGUGUUACACUGUUGAGACACUCUUCUCCGACCUCGGUGUAAAUGUCACGGUCUAUGAGCUCGACAAAGAUCCUAAGGGACGAGAGAUGGAAGUGGUUCUAGCCCAGCUCAUCGGCCGGAAGGUUCCAGCCGUCUUCAUCGGCGGAGAUCUCAUUGGCGCAACCGAUGAAGUGAUGACACUUCAUCUCGGAGGUAAAUUAGUGCCAUUGCUAAAAGCGGCCGGUGCUUUAUGGGUUUGAUUAAUUAUAAUAAUUAAGUUCGAUAUCGAAAUAAAUGUCACGCAUCAUUUUUCAUGUGUGUGCAAUGUAUUAGGUAACUAACAAAUAAUGCAUGUAUAUGUAUGAGAGGAAGAAAUAAAAGGGUUGAGAUAUUUUGUGUGAAAUGAGAGGAAGAGGGAAAAAGGAGGGAAACAGGGAGGAAUAAGUUCUACUUUAUAUUGUUCUCUGUAUUCCUUCAAAUCCAAAUGCUAAUAAAAAGUGAAAUCAAUCCUCAUCACAAAUCCAGAAUGGGAAUAUCUUUAAAAUGUUGUUUAACAAACAUGUACUUCAGAUGCUGUACAAUGUGCUAGAG
Molecule: messenger RNA, 973 nt
Organism: Dioscorea cayenensis subsp. rotundata (Guinea yam)
Lineage: Eukaryota; Viridiplantae; Streptophyta; Magnoliopsida; Dioscoreales; Dioscoreaceae
Product: glutaredoxin-C1-like
Exons: 1
Coding region: 337-642 (101 amino acids)
Source: RefSeq, a predicted model, not a curated record